AUAGUAGGUUUCGUUAAAUCGGGAUUUGUUUUCUUCUACUCUUGAGUCUAGGUAAGACGAUCGAUUAGUCGGGUCUGAGCAGGUGUUUUCCAACGCAACAGUUUUUGUGUGUGUGUUGUAAACAGAAACUCAUUUCCUGUAACACAACAAAUGGCAUUUCGUCCAAACCAUGAAUGCCUUCAGGUGCUCUCUGGAAAUUAAUAAAAGUUAAACGCUAAAUUCUGGAGAUUUACACUAAAAAUAUUGAAAGUUGACUAGAAAUGCUCAUAUUUAUCCUCCUGCUGUGUCAUUUCACUUUAUGUGGACACUGUGCUUGUGUAAGAAAAACCCUUCAAGUACAAACAGGUCAAGACAGUAAAGUGUUUGUUGUGGACCAGGAGGCCAACACAUUUUUAGGACGCCACCUGUUGUUCAACCGCUUCGACUUUGAGAUCUUCACCCCGGGUAAUCUAGAACGGGAGUGUCGAGAGGAGAUAUGCAACUACGAGGAGGCUCGGGAAAUCUUUGAGAAUAUCCCUGAUACAAAUGCCUUUUGGAAGACUUAUACAGAGGAUAAGGGUGAGUCCCAAUCAAAAGUUGAUGUAACAGCAUUGCUGGUGGGCAUCAUCUCCGCUGGAGUCUUUAUUGUUAUAGUUGGCCUCGUUAUCUGGUACUUCUGCCAGGGGAGGAAUAAAGACCAUGGCUUCAGAGGCUCUUUCAGACGUCGAUCCACCCGAAGCAAUGCCUCCGUGAUAAUCCGGAGACUGGAGGAGGUUUCUCUGCAUCCUAUUCCUCACACAGAUGGCAACAUAGAUGCUCCUGGUUUACCUUCUUAUGAACAGGCCAUCGCCAUCACUGGACCACAUGAUGCCCCGCCUCCACCAUAUCCUGGUUCCAGGCCAGGCAGCACCCGACGAUAACCGUAUCAUCAUUUGCCAAACUGAAUCAGGAUGGACUGAAAAGACACCUUUCAAAAACAAAUCACUUUUUUUAUUAUGUAAAUUCUUUUUAAUUGUGUUUAUUUAAAACUAUAACCAUUAAAAAACAGUUUUGAUAUUAAUUAUUAUAACAAUAAAAAGUUAAUCAUGUUUUAUCUAACAUGCUGGGCUAUUAUGAAGGACAUAUACAUAAGGGUAAUUUUAUCCUUUUUUAAGACAUGUUAUAGAAAUCUAGUAGAGGUUGACUUACAAUUAGUGUAUUUACUGGAUCAAUAAUGGUCUGCAUUUGUGAGAAAUACUAUAAUUCUGUGAUCAGCACACCAAAAACAAGAUUACCUCCUCUAACGUCAUGAUACUCAUUUCAGGCUGUGUUGUUUGCACUAAACCUUGUGCAUAUAGAUAAAUUGUUUCUGUUGCUUUCAUCUUAUUAAGAAUUUCUUUUCAUUCUAUUGGCGGAUGUAGUGCAUGCACACCCAGCAAGACUGAGUCAUGUUUUACAAAGUAACACUGCACAGUUACUCUAGAGGUUUCUGGAGGCUGAAGCAUCUCUUUGAUUCCUUUUACAUGAUAGCAGGUGGACUCUGGUGUAGUCGUCAUAGGGAUAUUAAUAGACUUUAUAAUAAAGUUCCUGCUUUGACUA
Messenger RNA from Ctenopharyngodon idella (grass carp), 1557 nucleotides. RefSeq names its product proline rich Gla (G-carboxyglutamic acid) 4 (transmembrane) (gene prrg4). Gene Ontology annotation, molecular function: calcium ion binding. The record is from RefSeq and is a predicted model, not a curated record. The transcript has 7 exons. Bases 261 to 899 code for a protein of 212 amino acids. Gene Ontology annotation, cellular component: extracellular region. Lineage: Eukaryota; Metazoa; Chordata; Actinopteri; Cypriniformes; Xenocyprididae.